AUGUCUGGCCCUCUGAACACACAGGUCGACAUCGGGAACCUCUCUCUUGCCAGCUUGGGUUCAUUCUCAACAAUGUUGACGGCACUCUCGGCUGAUGACGUCCAGCCCAUCGCAAUGAUCCAGAUGCAAAAUCUGGGUGCCGCCUUUCCUGUCAGUGGACCGAUCCCCACCAAAGCGCCGGAUUAUCUCCAGCGUUGUCACAGCACUCGACUCGAACGUGUGGGGAUAGUUGUGGGCUGGCGCAAAGGCGAUGCUGCAUCGUAUAUGGCUCAGUCCACCGGCGGUCAGGCGAUUGCUUUGUUGGCAGUCUAUCUGCAGAAUAUCGGCGUGAAAUCACCGGGAGACGUCUUAUACUCCAUUUCACGCGGUCUUUUACCACUAUCUGCAUGUCCCAGCAGUCCACAGAUGCUCGAGAGAGUGACACAAGUGCUCGCUGAGAAACUGGCUGUGGUCAAAUUUGGAACGAUCCUUGCUGAACAAGUCUGUCGGAUCCACAAGGCAUAUCAACAGCUACAGCAAGACGUGCCGGUCAAUCUCUUGGAACCGAUGAAUGAUGACUGGUUAUCAGAAGUGCUGGUAAUGCUAUCCCAUGCUUUGCGUGAAGACAAAAGGAUGAUUCGGAUCCGCGGGUGUUGUUGGAUGGGGUAUAUUCUCUCCCUUGUCGUCACCUUGUUCGCUCACGAUUGUUUGGUGACGGUUGAAGGUGUCAUUAUCCAUCAGGGCCAUCGUUCAUCCUCCAUCAUUGUAGAGAUCACGUCUACAUUACAAGAGAAGCCUCCCGAGGUUCAUUCCAUGCAUGAUAUCGAUUCCAUAACUGAACUGUUGGACUCUUCCCGGUUCCAUGUUGGCCGUGACCCGUUGCCGAUAAAGGCUGACUUUGCAUGGAACGGACUAGUGUCAGACAUGCUCUAUACCCUCUUUCAGCAAUGGGAUCUGGUACGUAUACAGGACAAGCUCCUGUAA
Molecule: messenger RNA, 963 nt
Organism: Aspergillus terreus NIH2624
Lineage: Eukaryota; Fungi; Ascomycota; Eurotiomycetes; Eurotiales; Aspergillaceae
Exons: 2
Coding region: 1-963 (320 amino acids)
Source: RefSeq, a predicted model, not a curated record